Molecule: messenger RNA, 841 nt
Organism: Elaeis guineensis (African oil palm)
Lineage: Eukaryota; Viridiplantae; Streptophyta; Magnoliopsida; Arecales; Arecaceae
Product: non-specific lipid transfer protein GPI-anchored 7
Source: RefSeq, a predicted model, not a curated record
CCGGGUCUUCGACGAGCCACUCAACGAGGGGUGACAACGGACGCACAGAUGGAGCGUCCCCGGGAAGCUGUAUUAUAGCCCACAGAAGGUUCCCAAUUCGGUCUGCGGGAAAAUAAAGAGGACCAAGAGAGAGAUGGGGAUUUUAGGGCAGAAGAUGGCGGUGAUGGUAGUCGUGGUGUGGGUGGCGAUGAUGGCGGCGGUGGCGACGGGGCAGCAGCCACCGUCGUGCGCGGCGAAUCUGUCGCAGUGCGCACAGUACAUAAACAACUCGACGAAGCCGUCAGAGUCGUGCUGCGAGCCGCUGAGGGAUGCGGUGAAGAACCAGCUCGCGUGCUUGUGCGCGCUCUACAAGGACUCCAACAUCCUUAAAUUUCUUAACAUCACCGUCGAUAAGGCCCUCCAGCUCUCCAGCCGCUGCGGCGUCAAUUCCACCCUGUCCGCCUGCACCGAAGCUCUGGCUCCCGGGUCUCAUCCUUCUCCAGGGGGAAAUGGAAGCGGAAGUGCCCGUAGAGCGACCUGGUUUGGAAUCUCAGGCUUGAUUAGCCUGUUCUUCUUCUCGUGGUCCGUCUUGGCAUAGGCGGGGUAUCCUAUCAUAUCUCCCAUCCGGACUGCAGACAAGUAGGAGGAGGAUUGUUCCAUUAGAAUAGUUGUUUGGUCAUCAUAUUGUUAUCAGUUUUCCGAUUUCAUUUGGACUUAGGUGACGGGCUGACGGCUGGUAGUCCAUCCUGUCACUUGUUUGAUGAGCAGUUCCUUGGUAGUAUACAUAUACAUCAGAGUAUAUUUGGUUUCAUGAUUUUAUCAUCUUCUUUUCAUAAAAUAAUCUUCAGAACUUACCCUGAAA